GCAUACGCUUACUCGGUGGAUCUAUCGAAGCGAGAUGAGAUCUACCGAACGGCAGAGCAGGUGAAACGAGAUGUCGGCGACGUCACUGUGCUUGUCAACAAUGCUGGAAUCGUUUUUGGCAAGUCAAUAAUGGAUAGUUCAGAUGAGAAAAUCCAGAAAACACUGGAAGUUAAUGCACUGUCACACUUCUUUGUAAGUUGCACUCAGUGA
Molecule: messenger RNA, 210 nt
Organism: Gongylonema pulchrum
Lineage: Eukaryota; Metazoa; Nematoda; Chromadorea; Rhabditida; Gongylonematidae
Source: the annotation of a GenBank genome assembly